Drosophila obscura is the source of this 909-nucleotide messenger RNA. RefSeq lists its product as uncharacterized. NCBI's taxonomy places the organism in Eukaryota, Metazoa, Arthropoda, Insecta, Diptera, Drosophilidae. The record is from RefSeq and is a predicted model, not a curated record. Bases 1 to 909 code for a protein of 302 amino acids. The transcript has 3 exons.
AUGGCGGGAGCAGGUCAUAUUAGUUUUAAAGCUACUGCCACCAAAACGCCCCUCUGCAAGCUGAGCCGCACGGGUGCCGUGGUCGAAACAGACUCGGACCUGGAGAGCGUGCUCAGCCUGCCUCAGAUGAAGGCGAUGAAGGGUGAAUUCGCCAAUAGGGUUGAGGAAAUGAUGGCCACCAAAAGGCAACGCUCGACCGAAAGUGCCAAGGACACUCAGGCGGGCAAGCGGCAACGCGGGCCCAAGGUGGUUAUCCCUCAACCUUCUAAGACGAAGAAGCCCAAGCAGAAGGCCAAGGUGAGUGACGUGUCCAAGAGGCACCUCAUCGUGGCCCUGAUCGACCGCAGCGACGAAAAUGGGAAGAUGACGGCGGCGCAGUGGAAACAGGUCCACGCCCAGCUGGUAGACUGCCUUUUCGCGCGAAUGGAGGAAGCGCCUGACGCUGCCAUGCCCACCUUUGACGGUGCGGGAUGGCUGAACGGGGUGAAGAUCCUCAAAUGUAAUGAUGACCCGACGAGGAAGUGGCUGUUGCAAGUGGUGCCCAAAUUGGAAGCUCUGUGGGAGGGGGCCAAGCUGGAGGUAGUGGACAGGGAGAGGAUCCCUUCCAUCCCAAAGGCGAAGGUGCUCUUCCCCAUUGCAGUCCAGGGAGACCGAGCACUGAAACUUCUCCAGAGGCAGAAUACAGAGGUGCCCACGGCGGACUGGAAAAUCCUGCAUGCUGGUAGCCCGUUACCCAAUGAGGGGGGCCAGCACAUGAUCAUCCAGAUCAACAAGGAGGCAGAGGACAUCCUCUACCCGAGAUUCGGGAAGAUGGCAUGGGGCGUAGGCAGUGUCUACCUACGUCUCAAAAAGCGCCACCCCGAGGACAAGGACGCGCAUACCCUGCAGAGGAUGAGGACGGUGACCUGA